Molecule: messenger RNA, 6892 nt
Organism: Cyprinodon variegatus (sheepshead minnow)
Lineage: Eukaryota; Metazoa; Chordata; Actinopteri; Cyprinodontiformes; Cyprinodontidae
Gene: sash1a
Product: SAM and SH3 domain containing 1
Exons: 20
Coding region: 803-4855 (1350 amino acids)
Molecular function (GO): protein binding
Source: RefSeq, a predicted model, not a curated record
GAAUUGUCUGUGCGCGUCGUUUCUCUUAAGUCAUUGUUUCGGACUAACUUCAGUGUGAAACUGGUGACCCAGAGGGAGCCACGAGGCAGCGCGACAAGUUUGGAGAAGGGGAGAGGAGAAAAAAAGGAUUUGGAUCACUAUUUUUAAAUGUAAGAUUUGGAAAAGGGGGCGUGGACGUUAUUGGAGCGGCAGCAGCGGGGAGCGUGUUGGUUCUUGGACGCAGCUUCCACAGUGAUGUGCCACCGGCUGCAGGAGGAACUGGACUGAGCGCGUUACAAGAAGAUCUGCUGCAGCUUUGAUUUUUUUUAAUAUAUAUAUUUGUGUAUUAUAAAAAACGCUGUGGCGUUUUAUUGGAUGUAUUUCUCCCUUCGUUCCUGAUGGUCGCACAGAGAAAGGACUCGAGGAAAACAGGAGCUGUUGAAGCCGUCCAAUGCGUAAUGGAUAUAAUCUGAAUUUGAAGCUGUUUGAAUGAAACGAUUGGAGACAUCUGACUGUUUGAGGGAGCCUUGUUGCGCACAACAAACCCAGCUGGAGCAGGAGGACCAAUCUUCAAAAACACAAAAGAAAAACUGUCCCGCAUGAAUGUAUUUCUAAAUAUUGAGAAGAGGUGCUGUUUUUCAUGAUUAAAUGUGGCUGCAUAUGGUUACUCAACCCUUUGCCAUGGAUUAUGCUCAAAGUGUUUAAUCCAAUUCUUUACGCCCAUGAGUUUUAGAGUUAAAACCACUGUAUGUGCCUGACUGAGAAUGCGUUUGAAACGCAGAACGGGAAAGUAAGAGCCACCUGCGUUUCUUGAACAGCCAAAAUGACAAGCAGCGGACCUGUCAUUGUCUUCGAGUGGCUGAAGACCCUUCAGCUCUCCCAGUAUGUCGAGUCCUUCGUGGAUAACGGAUACGACGACCUAGAAGUUUGCAAACAAAUAGGAGACCCCGACCUUGAUGCCAUCGGAGUCUACAUCCCUCACCACAGACAGAGGAUCCAUGACGCGGUGAGAAGGCUGAGAGAGGAAGCCAGAGAGACGGCCAGCGGACUGUAUUUCACUCUUGAGCCGAUGCCACCCGCGGCAGAAUUAUACACAGGUCACGGACUGGAGCAUGAGUCCAAGCUGCGGGGAUCUAGAUCCUGGACAGAGCCUAACAGUGACCGAAUCGGGCGUAACGGUGGCUACAUGGGCGCGCAAAGAAACCUGACCCUGGGCAACAGGAGGGAGCUGGUGAUGUACCCCAAGCUGAAGCUGAAGAUCAUGAUCAGGGAUAAACUCAUCAGAGAUGGCAUCAACCUUGCAAGGCCACCAUAUUCUAAUAAGGAUGGUUCUCUGGGAAACAUAGAUGACCUUGCACAGGAGUACUCUGAAUACUACAAUACCUGCUUCAGUGACGUCAGCGACCGCAUGGAAGAGCUAAGAAAACGCCAAGUCUCCCAGGAGCUCGAUAUGGAUAAACAGGACCCAAGCAGCACCUCUCUCCAGCUUCGCAAUGAGAUCCAGGAAUCUCUUGGCUUCAGCAGUGAGGUGUCCACCCCUGAAACAGACAGAAGAAUGCCUUUGCACAAGUCCAGCUCUGAAGAUGGAUCUGGAGGUAAAUGGGACAACAAGAAGAAAAACAAAUCCUUUUGGCAGAACUUCCGCAAAUCUCAGCACAAACCGGUCGCUCGUCAGUCAUCUAAAGGAGAAGAUAUCGGGUAUGUUGCCAGUGAGAUCACGAUGAGCGACGAAGAGCGCAUUCAGCUGAUGAUGAUGGUUAAAGAGAAAAUGAUCACUGUAGAAGAAGCUCUGGCUCGGCUUAAGGAGUAUGAGCGCAGCAAACAGUCCAGCAGUAGUGACACUGCAGAGUGGACUGAAGGAUCUGCAGGCAAUCUAAACCAGUCCUCAAAUUGCAAUUCUCGUGAACAGUCGGAUGAUGAGCAAUCCGAGGACUCGGUGAAGUUCAAAAGGCUUCACAAAUUGGUCAACUCAACACGGCGAGUCAGGAAGAAGCUCAUCAAAGUAGAAGAGGGCAAGAAACAUUCCCCUGAAGAUUUUCUGAAUCUGGAAACUCCCUGCUGUGAGGACAACGCAGCUCUGUAUACAGGGGUUCUAAAAAGACCCCCUUUGCCCCAGGAGGCCUCCCUUCCCUCUCUUAUCCAUGACCAACUCUCCUUGGAUGGAGAUACAGACAGUUUGACUACUUCCCCUUCAUCCAGCAGUCUUGACACCUGGUCUGGACACAAACUAGUGAAAACCUUUAGUAAGUCUUCCAGCAACCACGGCCUCAUCAGACCCCCGAGGAGAACUGCAGCCGGCUCGAUCUCUGGUGUUGCAGGCAGUGGCUCUUCCUUCUCAGAGCUUGAUGGAUGUGGUCUUGACGAUGAGGGAAAGCUCUCACGCUCCACGACAGAAAGCGAGAUGAGGAAGGCACUAAGCUCCAUAUCCCACGGGAGAACAUGCAGCUUCGGGGGCUUCGACCUGUCCAACCGUUCUCUCCAUGUGGUCAACGCAGCCUCCGAAGCCAAUAAUAAGGAACAGGAGGCAUUAUACAGAGAAGUGGUGAAAUCUCCCAACACCACUCGGAUCUCCCUGGGCAAGAAAGUAAAGUCGGUGAAGGAGACCAUGAGGAAACGCAUGUCGAAAAAGUACAGCAACUCGCUGUCUGAGCAGUCCAGUCCUGACGGAGCCCCUGGUUCGCCACAGUCUCCUCUUCCAGACACCGACUCCUUGGAGAAACCAAAACUAAAGGCCGGAGGCUCGGUGGAAAGCCUGCGCAGUUCACUCAGCGGCCAGAGUUCAAUGAGUGGUCAGACAGUGAGCACCACCGACUCGUCGGCCAGCAACAGAGAGAGUGUGAAGUCAGAGGACGGAGACGACGAAGAGCCGCCUUACAGGGGGCCGUUCUGCGGCCGCGCUCGAGUUCACACAGACUUCACUCCCAGCCCCUAUGACACCGACUCCCUUAAACUGAAGAGAGGGGAUGUGAUCGAUAUCAUCAGUAAGCCGCCGAUGGGAACAUGGAUGGGACUCCUCAACAACAAAGUGGGCACCUUCAAGUUCAUCUAUGUGGACGUGCUGAAUGAGGAAGAGGAGAAGCCUAAAAGGCCUGUCAGGAGGAGGAGGAAGGGCCGACCCCCCAAACCCACAUCAGUGGAGGAGCUGCUGGAGCGGAUAAACCUCAAGGAGCACAUGCCUACUUUUCUGUUCAAUGGGUAUGAAGAUUUGGACACAUUUAAGCUGCUGGAAGAAGAAGACUUGGAUGAGUUGAAUAUCAAAGAUCCUCAGCACAGAGCGGUGCUGCUUACGGCUGUGGAGCUGCUACAGGAGUAUGACAGCAGCAGUGAUCCAGAGCGCAGUGGGUUGUCAGGUUCUCAGGAGAAGCUGCUGUCAGAGGGUCGAGGUCUUGUGGGGGACUCCCCGAGGGAUUCUGGCUGCUAUGAGAGCAAUGAAAAUUUGGAAAAUGGCAAAAACAGAAAAGCAUCCCGAUCCAGUCGCUCUUCUGCUGAAAUGCAGUCUUCAGACUACCCGACACUACCUAUGACUCUUUCUACAGAGGCUCUGCAACAAAAUGGCAAAAACCAGCGUUCCAAGUUCCCUAAAAGCUUGUUCAUCAAGCCCUCCAUGAAAAGCUUAAACUUGCUGGGAUUCCGUAAAUCCCACCGACGGUCCCCCAUCCCAGCUAGCCGCAGCUGUGAGGACCUUGAUGGCCCAGAGCAGCCAUCUCAGCUCUGGAAGCGUUCUCAUUCUCUGGGAGAUCUGCACAGCCCCAAGCAGAAAGAUGAUCAGAAUGUGGUGCUUAUAAAAGCAAAGGAGGUGGCCAAAUCUGGCAACAACAGCCAGGUCAAGGUUCAUAGAGAAGGGAGUUCUCCAACCAAGAAAGGAACUCCAACAGUAAGUCCUAAAGGAAGGGCUGACAGACCUCCAAUACCCUCCCAGCUUCCUCUCCGUUCCCAGUGUCCAACAGUCCAAUCCCCUAAACUUCCAGAACCGCUCUCCAGUCCAACUCCAAGUCCUCCUGAUUCUAGUGCAAGUGGUGAGAGGAUCAUCCUGACACAUCCCAAAAAACCUCCCAUUCCACCUCCUGUUCCCGCCAAAAAGUCCAGAGAAAGACUCGUCAAUGGUGCUCGUCACCCGUCUCUCUCCCUGCCCUCCUCGCCUUCCCCCACCGCCUCGCCUACACACUCCCUAAAUCGCUCCCAACCAAGCAGCCCCUUGAUCCGCAGCAAUAGCCCAAGCCCCAUCCUCAGUGCCCCUGCUCUCCCUGCCAAGACCUUCAGCCCACCUCCCAGUCCGUGUGCCACCUCAUCUGCAUCAUCCUUAGGUGAAGAACCUGGCUCCCCACCAGCAGUGCAGCCACCCUGGCUCUCAGAUCUCGGAGGUAAAAUGGCUGUGACGAGGAAACUGUCCCACACCAAGAUGAGUCCUGAUCUGCACACCCUUCUGGAGCAACGCCUGCAAGCGGAGGGCAUUGAUCUGACAGAGGAGCCUUACUCUGACAAGCACGGCCGAUGUGGCAUUCCACAGCCACUGAUCCAGCGAUACUCUGAGGACUUGGAGCAGCCUGUUAAAGACGUGGGCUCCACUUUGGAUCAGCUCAGAGUAAAAGAGCUACGUAAACAGCACCGCAUGGCAAUCCCCUCUGGAGGUUUGACAGAGAUGUCCCGCAAGCCCAUAACAUUGGGCACUAUCAGCACAGUCCCAGACUGGCUUGUAUCCAUUGGCCUGCCCAUGUACGCUCCAUCUUUGGAGGCAGCAGGCGUUGACACGCUGGGUCGUGUGGCCCUAUUAACGGAGAGCAGCCUGAGGGAGGCCGGGGUGCGGGACGAGAGGCACACCCGCCGCCUUAUCAGUGAGGCCCGACUGGUCAAGGCGCACAAAGGGAUACAUUCCUAAUCUUGGAGCCACCUCGCUGUUUAAAACGUAACCAGGAGGUGGCCACACGUCUAAGUGAGCACAGCACUAAAGUACACUCAAUAAGAGCUACCCCUUCUUUAAUGUUUACGGCGUCAAGAGCCAGGAGAAGAUAUCAGAUGCCUUUAGAAAAGUUAUUAAAAACUGACUAUCGGAUUUCUUCCAUUCUAAAGUCACCCCUAAAGUCUUCAAAAAAAGACUUGGAUCUGCCUUUUAAGCAUCAUAGCACACUCUUUUUGUAAGAUUCAAGCAGUAUUUUUUCCUUCCCUCCUGCUACUCUAUUUUAAAUGGUUUACUUCCUCCAUAUUCCAUGGUUGAACCAUUUCUCAGCUCUUAUGGCAGGACAGGUAAAACUCUUAAUGAAUAAACCGCUUUUAGUAGUGGAUUAAAGGUGGCUUAUUUUGUAUCAUGUUUCUGUAUUAUAGCACAAAGAACAUCUGAAUUCUAAAAGGAUCUACCGUAUAUGUUAAAGUUUGUGUUUGAGAUAUUACAGCCCUUUCAUUCACCCACUUGCAGUCAUUUGGAAAGAAUAGAGACAUAAUGUCUUUAUAAUUCAACUUUUAUGAUGCAUCUUUUUACACAGCAUACUCUAGUGUGGAGAUCCUAUAGAAAGCUUUGUUUCCUAUGGUAAUCACAAUCAACUUUUAAUGAAAGUACAUUCCUCGGUGUGGAAAGGGACACUUGGAAUUGCCUUACCAAUAUGAAUGAAUAGCUACAAGAAGCUGUGCAAAAAACGUGCAGGUCUUUUUCUCCUUCUGAUUGUGUCUGACAGGUUAACUGUGUUUUGAAUACAUGAACAAAUGCACAAUUAUGUUGGUGGUGCAUAUGGACCAAAGAACAAGACUAUAACUCUCACUCUGUGUUUGGAUCCGCCUGAACUUUGUUGGAAUACAUUGGAGGUACAUGUUGCUAAACAAAAAAAAAAAAGAUUUAGCCGAGAUCUUGGCCUUUGCAUUUGAGAUGUUACUGCUCUGUUUAUAUCUUGGGAGCUCAAAACUUACAAAUGUUAGGGAGCUUUUUCAAAGUCUAAAUCAGUAGAUUUGGAACUGGACCCUUGCCAUACAAAGAUGGAAAUGAACUCUCAAUAUAAAACAAACAAAAAAAAUAAAAAAUCAGGGACCUUUUAGGGAAGAAAAAAUUAUCAGCAUUAUGGAGUAGAAAAUAUCUAAGAACAUUCGGUCAUGCGUUCUGAAUGAAACAGCAAAUAUUCCCAGUGUUAAUUCCUCCUGUCUUCAAAGUCACAUCUUUCCUUGUGAUUACUAGACUGAAGACUUAUUCCAUCCAUUUUACAUAAAUUGUUUUUCCAAACUCCGACCAGCUGCUGUUGCUGAGUUUAGGAGCUUGUUUCUGCAGUUGGCACUUGAUGCGGUCAUUUGAUGCCUUCUCUCGUCAAUCAAAGUGGUGCUCUGGACAAGUGAGGAUAGGAAUCACAGUUUCAACAAGUAAAAGACCCAGGAAGCAUUCUGUUAAAGAAUGAAAAUACUGACACUGUAAAUGCACUUUAGAUGGUUAAACUAGCGGUUUUAUAGGCAAAAAUUGGCUACAUAUUUUCACAGGUCCAUAAAUGGACACCAAUGUCAGGUAUUGUAAAGGGUUUCAAUGAAUUAUGCUGGUAUUUUUUUUUUGUAUUAAGUUUUCAAUGCCAUUUUACCAAUAUUGUGUUAACCUUCAGUAACUCAUUUCCAACUUUUUAAAACUAAAUCCUUAAUACAUUCGUGAAAUGCUUUGCUGAGGUUGCACAUUCUCUAUGUGUAAUUGAUGUUGAUUUAAUAACUUAUUUUGCUUUUUUUUAUCAUAUCAACUGUAAUUAGCUGUACCAUAUGAAUAGCAAUACCUUCCUGCUUAUCGCUCUUGUCAGUGACGAACUACAGUAUGUUUUGUAAAAUACGUGUACAAAUGAUUUUGUUUGGUUUCCAUUUACUAAAUGAUUGUCCAUACAGAUUUUGCUUGUGUAUUGAAACAACAAAAAGUAAUGUCCAUAACUAUUUGUCAUUCUGAAAUAUAAAUAAAAAUGGUUUC